Molecule: messenger RNA, 576 nt
Organism: Mercurialis annua (annual mercury)
Lineage: Eukaryota; Viridiplantae; Streptophyta; Magnoliopsida; Malpighiales; Euphorbiaceae
Product: cysteine proteinase inhibitor-like
Exons: 3
Coding region: 71-376 (101 amino acids)
Molecular function (GO): cysteine-type endopeptidase inhibitor activity
Source: RefSeq, a predicted model, not a curated record
UAUCAGUCUUAUCUAACACUACACAAAAGCAAAAACUGAGAUCAAUUGGAAACCCUAAAUAAGAAGAAAAAUGGAUAUGCCGGGUGGUAUCAGAGAGGUAGAAGGAUCAGCCAAUAGCGUCGAGAUCGAAGGCCUUGCUCGUUUUGCUGUUGAUGAUUUCAACAAGAAACAGAAUGCAUUGUUGGAGUAUAAGAAAGUAGUGAAUGCAAAGCACCAAGCUGUGGCUGGGAUGAUGUAUUAUUUAACCUUAGAGGUAAUGGAUGGUGGUCAUAAGAAGCUCUACGAAGCCAAGAUUUGGGAAAAACUUUGGUUAAACUUUAAGGAGGUUCAGCAUUUCAAGCUUGUUGGUGAUGCACCUUCAGCGACUAGCUCUUAGUUUGCUCGGUGAGGCAAGACUGUGUAUAGGUUGCUAUGUUUGGAAGGUAAUGCAUGCUCAAGAUAUAAGUAGAGAAUAAUAUUGGCAUCAUUAUUGCUUAAUGCAACUGGAUGUUUUUUAAGUUACAAGACUUAUGUGUAUGUAAUGCUGAAUCUGCUCCAAAUAGUACAUAAUUAUGAAUGGUUACAGCUAUUUACGUA